Molecule: messenger RNA, 1786 nt
Organism: Anarrhichthys ocellatus (wolf-eel)
Lineage: Eukaryota; Metazoa; Chordata; Actinopteri; Perciformes; Anarhichadidae
Gene: mrpl28
Product: mitochondrial ribosomal protein L28
Exons: 5
Coding region: 662-1414 (250 amino acids)
Cellular component (GO): mitochondrial large ribosomal subunit
Molecular function (GO): structural constituent of ribosome
Source: RefSeq, a predicted model, not a curated record
UUAAGCGUGCUCUUAACCUUCUAUCAGACUCAUAGAGGCUGAUGUUUAGAUGUAUGACUGUGUUAUUGCCCCUGUGCCUGUUAGCGUGCUGCUAACUCGAUGUCGCUGGUGUUUUAAACAUCAACAUGUUUAAUGAUUGAUUAAUCAUUUAUUAAGUUAAAUGCCAAACCAUCACUGCUGCAAACAAUUGGACAUUUUGACUUGGGGCACUGGGACUUUAUAAUGGGCAUUUGUUCACAGUUUGUUGACAUUUUAUAGAAGAAACUGUCAAUCAAAUUAUAAAUGCAUAGUUUAUUUAUAAUAAAUCUAAUCGUUACUUGGAGACCUAGGAUUUAGUACUUGGUCUGAUCAGGAAACAAAAGAUUCAGUGCGUCCUAAAUGAAAACCCUUAACAUUUGUAACUCUGUGACCAUAAAUAUUGCUUGUUAAAUGAGGAAAACAUCUUAUUAGUGAAAUUUAAAUAGAUUAUUUUCUUUAACUAAAUCCCAAAUCUCUACUGUAUGAAAAAAUCUGCCCCACCUUAUAAAUGGAAGUGCAACUCGCAAAACUAGGUAGAGAAAGUUAUAAUGCUGUGUUGUGAACUACUGAUUUUCUUAUUGAUUUCCUGUAGUAACUGUUUCAUCCUUAACCCGUCUUUCAGAUUUGACUUGAAGCGUCCGUUAUGCCUUUUCAUAAAUACUCCCCCAAAAUCUGGGACGUCCUAAAGCUAAAGCAGGGCAUCUACGCUCGUCUGCCCACACACUACCUUAAGUCCCUCGAGCAGAAAGAGCCACAACCCGUCCACUGGAAGCCUUUGGGAGUCCAGUACCAAGCCAACCCAACAACGGGGCAGAAGGAGCGGGUACAGGACGUCCCGGUACCCAUCUACUACCCUCCGCACUCCCAGGACGGCCUGUGGGGAGGAGAGGGCUGGAUAUCAGGCUUCAGAUAUGCCAAUAAUGACAAAAUGUCGACUCGUCUGAAGAAGACCUGGAAACCACAGCUGUUCAAGAGAGAGUUGUACAGCGAGAUCCUCGAUCACAAGUUCACCAUCACAGUCACAGCACGCACUCUGAACCUCAUCGACGCCGCCUUCGGAUUCGACUUCUAUAUUCUCAACACGUCAAAGGAAGACCUGAACUCCAAGUUGGGGGAGGACCUGAAGAGGGCCAUGUUGCUUCGCCUGGCACGCAGAAACACAGAGCUUUACCCCUCCGACCCCGUCAAGGGAGAGAAGGUCUACAUCAAAUACAAGCAGUUUGAGAUCCCGGAGGAGGAGGCCGAGUGGUUGGGUCUGAGUCUGGAGGAGGCCGUGGAGAAACAGAGGCAGCUGGAGCACAAGGAGCCGGAGCCUCUGUUCAAGGCCUGUGUGGAGGAGCUGGUGGAGGAGCUGCACAUCCAAAAACUCUCGGAGCCACACCUCCAUAGAGAAUAAGUGAAGAAGCGAACCGUCUGAGCGGGACAGAGGCAUCUUUUCAUACUGAAAAAUGAAGUAGGUUGAGCUGUCAAGCUUCUCCAGACUGUGGUGGGAGUUACACGGUUCCUGAAACGUUUUCACCCGGGAGAACAUCCUGCAGUAUCAGCUUGUAUUUCCAUCUGAGAGCAACACAAAGGUGGAAAAGACACAAAUGAUGAGGCCAUGUUGGAGUAAUGCUUAUUUAUUUCCCCUCACAUUUAAGAUCCAUACAUAAGACAUUUUAGGAAUUAAGAGAAAAGCCUCCGUUAGUGUAAAUACUCCCUGACCAGUUGUGAUAUCAGGCCCUUGUACAGGAUAUCCAAGAAAUAAAAGAUUCCUUUUUUUCUUAAA